AUGGGAAUCUCCAAGCCCUCCACAGGUUCGCCUGGCCCAUUAUUGUUCCUAGGCGACACCAAUGCCGUGCAAGCCAGCUUACACGAACGCAACAAGAACUUAUGGUAUCACAGCAUCGCCACAUUCACUACCACAUCAAACAAUACGAUGCGCAACUUAGCCUUCCUUCUUCUGGCGUCCAACGCCCAUGCCAUCCCUACCGCUCUUUGGACGCGUACUGAUAAAUGGGAGCAAACUACAUGCUCCGACGCCAAUGUCACCGAUGCAAAGGUUCUGGCUAAUGUCCGGUGGGCAUCAGCUGACACGAAUACUUCGUGGAAAGAAGCUGUUGCUGCAUGGCAAGCCUACAAACCAGGAACAACUUCAGCCCAGCUCAAGUUUCCAGCAUUUAUCAGCGAUUUUUACGGCGGACCGGAGGGUUGGGAUUGCCAAGAUCCUGUCAGCACACCAUGUUCAACUACGGUUCAGUGUGCCGAUACAAAGCACCCAGCAGGAUUCCUUCUCCUCAACUCUUUCUCCAAACUACACGAUUUGAGCAUAUCUGCCGCCAUGGGAGAUUUCACAUCUACAUUCGCACCUCAGCUGAAGGCAGAUGAUCAGUCGACUCUCAUUAAGACUAUACUGGAUGUGAUGGCAUUUGGCAUCGGCAUGGCAUCAGCCGGCUUGUGGAAUAUCGUCAUCAAGGAUGCCGCGAUAUUUGCGGGCAACAAUUUCGGGUUCGCUAAAGACACGUUCAACAGCGCCAUAUCCGCCUCAUUUGCUCUGGGAAAAGACAACACGAAAUCUGCCAAAGACUCUGCGAGCGUGCAAAAUGAUUUGACCUCUGCGAUGGGCGCAUUGUUCGACGUAUGGAAGAAGACGCAAGAGGACUAUUUGUCCGAGAUCUUCUCCGGGUCGAAUAGCACCACCAUAGGCAUGCUUGAGUCUUUUAUCAGAGACGGCAUGAUGAACACGCUGCCGGUCGACAUUAAUCUCUCCGGCAUGGUUAACGUGGUCGAGACCAUCAUGUUCGGACAGAUGAUUCCCAUUGCGUGGCAAGUAGCGCCUGCUGCUUACACGCCUUUUGUGCUAAAAACCGGUGACGCGUGUUCCAACACCAUGCCCAACACUCUGAACCCCUACAUGACGCAAGAAACACAUGAUAAGGCUGGUGUAUGCUGGAACGGCAAUCAGUUCUACGUUUUGACCGUCGGUACCUACCGAGUCGACGUGCAAGCCGAUACGCCUGGUCUCCCAGACUCUGACCCGCCCUUCCAGCUGAUGGCGGGUGCCACCCACGACGUGCUCGACGGCAAGAAUUGGGGUGGUAUUACCUUGGAAGAUAUUGUCAUCAGCUCAUACGGCGGCUAUUUGAACAACGGGAAUCGAAAUGGCUACACCGUCUCCCUGGACGAUAGUGCCGGAGGCGUGGAUCAGCUUAUGUGGACCGGGGGCGUCCAGACACCCGGUUUCUUUUCCCUCCCUGUAUGCACGAGUCUGUGGAAUACACUGAUGAACAUUGCUGGAAGUCAGGUUGGGAAGGACAACUACCCAUGCGGGGUGGUAGUCGAGAAGACGUACCCAGCUACAUAA
Molecule: messenger RNA, 1572 nt
Organism: Colletotrichum paranaense
Lineage: Eukaryota; Fungi; Ascomycota; Sordariomycetes; Glomerellales; Glomerellaceae
Exons: 7
Coding region: 1-1572 (523 amino acids)
Source: RefSeq, a predicted model, not a curated record